GUCACUGUCAACGAAUAUAUCACUUGACUGAAACGACAGCGAAGUGAGGUCACUUCCACAAAACCCUCUGCCAUAAUACAUUUGUUGAUCUUCGGGCAGUAGCUGUAGUGGCCGCAGCGGACUAAUGCGGCUCCCGCUCUGAAAUGUAUCUUUAUCAAGAACGGGUCUGGGUAAAAGUCGGAUCUAAAUGGAUGCGCAUGAAUUUACACUGAAACGAAAUAAAACCACGCAGUUUCUUCCACUCCGAGCCUUACACAUCAAGAGCCGAACUAAAUCUGGAAGCUCAGGGACGCCUCCAGGUUGAAGCACGGUACAUCCGCUUCCGGUCUCUGGGAAGCAGGAAGAGGCGGGGUGGCGACUGCGCAGAUCGACGUGGGUGGCUUGCCGCGGUCGAACCGGAUACACGCCGUUGGUCCUGGAACCCAGAGAAGAGCUCCAGAGAGCGGGGCCCUCAAAGCGGCAGGAUGCCUGGACUAAGUUGUAGGUUUUACCAGCAUAAAUUUCCAGAAGUUGAAGAUGUUGUCAUGGUCAAUGUUCGGUCCAUUGCAGAAAUGGGAGCCUAUGUUAGCCUCUUGGAAUACAACAAUAUUGAAGGCAUGAUUCUGCUCAGUGAGUUGUCCAGGAGGCGUAUCCGUUCUAUAAACAAACUGAUCCGAAUAGGCAGAAAUGAAUGUGUCGUCGUCAUAAGGGUUGAUAAAGAAAAAGGCUAUAUCGACUUGUCAAAAAGAAGAGUUUCCCCAGAGGAGGCAAUUAAAUGUGAAGACAAAUUCACCAAAUCAAAAACUGUUUAUAGUAUCCUUCGCCAUGUUGCUGAAGUUUUGGAAUACACAAAGGAUGAGCAGCUGGAGAGCCUGUUCCAGAGAACUGCUUGGGUGUUUGAUGACAAAUAUAAAAGGCCUGGAUAUGGUGCCUACGAUGCCUUCAAGCAUGCAGUUUCGGAUCCCGCCAUCCUUGAUGGGCUAGACUUGACAGAAGAUGAGAAGCGUGUGCUAAUUGACAAUAUUAAUAGGCGUCUUACUCCACAAGCAGUCAAAAUUCGAGCUGAUAUUGAAGUUGCCUGCUAUGGUUAUGAGGGUAUUGAUGCAGUGAAAGAAGCUCUGAGAGCUGGCCUGAGCUGUUCUACAGAGAGCAUGCCCAUCAAAAUAAAUUUGAUAGCUCCUCCACGAUACGUUAUGACUACUACAACACUGGAGAGGACUGAAGGUCUUUCUGUCCUCAGCCAAGCCAUGGCUGUCAUCAAGGAGAAGAUUGAAGAGAAGAGGGGAGUGUUCAAUGUGCAGAUGGAACCCAAAGUCGUCACUGAUACUGAUGAAACUGAGCUUGCAAGACAGCUGGAAAGGCUGGAGCGUGAAAAUGCUGAAGUGGAUGGAGAUGAUGAUGCUGAGGAGAUGGAGGCAAAAACUGAAGACUAACUGGCUUAGGAGGAACAGAGGGUGGCAAGUUAUAGAUGCCACCACACCAGUGAAGACACCUUGAUUCGCAAAAUGGCUGGUAUGGAAAACUCCGAAAGAAAUGACUUGGAAAACACUUUCAAGUUUUAAUGAGACCAAAUUUUGAAGAAAUAAGAAAUUAUCUGCUGCAACUUGGGCUGACUUCCUUAAAAGCAAGGUGCCUUUCCUCUGAGGACUUAAUACCCACUUCCAGAUGAAGUAUUGGGCUCAAGGCCUUGCUUAAUAUUUUCAUAUCUAACAACUCUUGAUUGGCAAUUCUUUAGUAAGUCUGUCACUGAAGAUUCUGGGAAUUGUCCCAGUAUUCCUACACAGACUGUACUGAAGCAAAUAUUCAAUAAAUU
Molecule: messenger RNA, 1792 nt
Organism: Gekko japonicus
Lineage: Eukaryota; Metazoa; Chordata; Lepidosauria; Squamata; Gekkonidae
Gene: EIF2S1
Product: eukaryotic translation initiation factor 2 subunit alpha
Exons: 8
Coding region: 465-1412 (315 amino acids)
Cellular component (GO): eukaryotic 48S preinitiation complex; eukaryotic translation initiation factor 2 complex; multi-eIF complex
Molecular function (GO): translation initiation factor activity; RNA binding; ribosome binding
Source: RefSeq, a predicted model, not a curated record